AAAGGAUUUUAAAAAAGAAAAAAGCGGUAGCAUAAUGCAAAUUGAAGAGCAAGAGCAACCACAAUCUGGGAAAACGAAAGACAAAAACUGGGGAGGGUUGAGGCUGUGGUUUAUAAUUGAUACUUGUUUGAUCUAUGGCUACAGGCACUACUAGAAUGGUAUUGGUGGUGAAGGAGAUGUUGCAACUCUCUUCUUCAACACUUCCCUUUACUUCGCUUCGUCUUCGCGGGGUUUCUCCUCCUUCGCACUUCUCACUGCAAUUUCGACGCUCGUUGCGCCCUGCAAUUCGAUGCGCUUCCUCAGACUCCGAUGGCGCCAACAGAGUUUCGGCUCGGCUGUCGCAGGUCAACCAGCUUCUUCAACAAGCCGAACACCGCGCUCUCUCCGCCGACCAAACCCCUCCUCCUAAAAUCACAAUAGAUCAUGUUGCAGUGAGUUUUGCUAGAAGUGGAGGACCUGGUGGUCAGAAUGUCAAUAAAGUGAACACCAAGGUGGACAUGCGCUUCAACGUUAAAAAUGCACAUUGGUUGAGUGAAAGGGUUAGGGACAAGAUUUUGCAAACGGAGAAGAACCGUAUUAACAAGGACGGGGAGCUUGUGAUUUCGUCAACCAAAACUAGAACGCAAAAGGGUAACAUUGAGGAUGCUUUGGCAAAGCUUCAGGAAAUCAUUGAUGCAGCAUCUUAUGUCCCGCCACCUCCCUCAGAAGAGCAAAAAAAGAAAAUUGCCAAGAUGGCUGCUAUAGGCGAACAGAAACGCCUUAAAAGCAAGAAGGUGCUUUCAGAUAAGAAAGCAUUUAGGAGGAGUAAAAAUAGCUGGGACUAACAUGACCAGAAUGUUGAGACUGUUAUAUCAAUUUAGUUGCAGAAGUACAAUCCUCUUACACUAUCAUACCGGAUACACACAUUGGAUUAAUGGUUGAAAUAUAACCAUGAAUUCGCGGAACAAUUGGAAAGACCUUACAAAUGGUUUGUAGCUGCUUACUUGUAGUUAGCCAACAUUGUGAUGUAGCUAGGAUUUGGACGAUUACGAUAUUUUGAAAUAGAAACACCAUAUAUUGGUUGAAUCUAUAUUGUUUUCUGUGAGCAUUGUCCUCUUCGUUCGCCUUUGACACGCGUCAUCUAUUCACAUUGAAAGUCAACGACCUUGGAAACGUGCUUCUCUUGAAAACAUGUCGAUGGAUAAUGCCUCUGUUAUGGCAACGAGUUUUGUCAUUUAGGUAAGGUGGAAGGUUGGUUCCUUCGAAGAUUCGUUUUGAUACAUUUCCGUGACAGAAUUCUUUAUUUUAUGGAAGUGAUUGGAAGAACAGGGCCAUUUGUUUA
Messenger RNA from Vigna unguiculata (cowpea), 1321 nucleotides. RefSeq lists its product as uncharacterized. Gene Ontology annotation, biological process: translational termination. Lineage: Eukaryota; Viridiplantae; Streptophyta; Magnoliopsida; Fabales; Fabaceae. Gene Ontology annotation, molecular function: translation release factor activity. The record is from RefSeq and is a predicted model, not a curated record.